ACGGGGAAUCAUGGCAGGCAAGUCAACCCAGUCGAGAAGGAGUCGGCACGCAAGGGAACAUCGACGGCUGCCAUAAGAGAGAGACUAAUGCAUAGCGUGUCGAACAGUAGGGACGAUCAUCAUGUCUACUCUGGCGACGUCAACAUGUACGACGAAGUAGGCAAACCAUCCCUCAAGGAAGAAUACGAGUCUGCACCCGUACCCGCCUUGCCAUCCCACCUAGACCCAUCUUCACAGGAACAGUUUGGAGAAACCGAGGCCACCUUGCCUUCCUACCUGCAACCAGCCUUCCGAGAGCAGUUUCAGGAAGUCGAGUGGGCGAUCGAGGCUCUGCGCAGGGAGCACGCGGUGCGUAGCGAGGCCAAAGAAGCGGGUCGGAAUGUGAAUGUGCCAUCGUCUCGGGGGAACCAGGUGCGCAGGCCCAGGGGAGGGAGGCCCUCUCAGGAUGUUCGCGGCUACCGUCCUGUGCGCACGGGUGUUACUUUUCAUCUUCGUGGAAGUGAAAGUUACGGGUCGGGUAUGUCCGGCCUGUCGGGUGCGGGUUCCGGCGGAUUCAAGCGCGAUUCCUCCAUGGACGGGGGCUAUUACUAGUGCUCAUGCGGACGAGAUGUUGGGGAGGAAUAAGAAACCUCUUGGGCUUGAUCGCAAAGAGAGACGAUAGCUCGUCACAGUGUCACUAGUGUAUAUCAAGCAGGGAAUUCGGGCAGAGAUCCUCGGGCACGUGGGGGUGUCUUUGCUUCUCGGACAUACGUUGUAGUGUGCAAAUCAGAUAGGGGGUCAAUGAGACCUGGUGAUAAAAAUGGUCAUGAGAACAAGUGACGAGUUGACUGAGAAAGGAUACGAAUGUGGCUUUAAAGCGAGGUCG
Molecule: messenger RNA, 865 nt
Organism: Sodiomyces alkalinus F11
Lineage: Eukaryota; Fungi; Ascomycota; Sordariomycetes; Glomerellales; Plectosphaerellaceae
Exons: 1
Coding region: 145-591 (148 amino acids)
Source: RefSeq, a predicted model, not a curated record